UGAGCGUCGCCCCCGGUUUCCACAGCAACGUCCCCCUCCUGCCCUCACUCUCGCCCUCAGGCCCCUUUCGCCCGGCGCGCCAGUUAGGAAGGGAGGAAGCAGGUGCCCCGACGGGGGUCCGGAGGGGGGGGCAACGCGUAGAGAGCGCAACUCGCUUCCCUCUUUCGCCGCUCUAGGCCUCCCGCCCUCUGUGGUGUCGCAUCCCGGAAGCGCCAACAGAGCAAAGGGGAAACGAGGAAGUGGCGGCGGCGACGUGUGCUUUGGAGCCCCGGUUUCUGGCGGGGCCCCCAAAGAGUUGGCGCUCCCGGCGGAAUCGUACGCGGCCGCGAUCAUCCCCCCUCCCUCCUUCCCUCCCUCAGCGCACGACGCAGCCCCUUCGUUCCGCCGACGUCCCAUCAUCCUCCCGGUCGCCCUCGAAUUAGGAAGCCAAACUGUCAUCCUUCUGUGCCUCGCUCCCUCCGCUCCCCGCGACCUAAUCGCCCCUUCCACCUCAAAACUCCCUCCUUUUUUCGGGAAUGGCUUCUGCCCCGUCUUCUGGUUCCAACUGGGGCCUAAUUAUGAAUAUCGUGAACAGCAUCGUGGGGGUCAGCGUGUUAACGAUGCCCUUCUGCUUUCGACAGUGUGGCAUCUUUCUGGGAGCCCUGCUGCUUGUUUUCUGCUCCUGGAUGACUCAUCAGUCCUGCAUGUUCCUGGUGAAAUCAGCCAAUCUCAGCAAGCGCAGGACCUACCCUGGGCUAGCCUUCCACGCUUAUGGAAAAUCUGGGAAAAUGCUGGUGGAAACUAGUAUGAUUGGACUGAUGCUAGGAACCUGCAUUGCUUUCUACGUUGUUAUUGGUGACUUAGGAUCAAACUUCUUUGCCCGCUUAUUGGGACUCCAGGUGAGCGGCCUGUUCCGCAUAGUCCUGCUGUUUAUUGUCUCCCUCUGCAUAGUGCUUCCACUGAGCCUCCAGAGGAACAUGAUGGCUUCCAUACAGUCCUUCAGCGCCAUGGCUCUGAUCUUUUACACAGUGUUUAUGUUUGUGAUCGUGCUCUCUGCUUUCAAGCAUGGUCUCUUUGGCGGGCAGUGGCUGCAGCGGGUCAGUUAUGCACGCUGGGAGGGCAUUUUUCGCUGCAUUCCUAUCUUUGGCAUGUCUUUCGCCUGUCAGUCACAGGUCCUGCCAACCUAUGAUAGCCUGGAUGAGCCGUCCGUCACAAGCAUGAGUUCCAUCUUUGCCUCAUCCCUUAAAGUGGUCACCUCGUUUUAUGUUAUGGUGGGGUUUUUUGGCUAUGUGAGCUACACAGAAGCCAUUGAGGGGAACGUGCUGAUGAACUUUCCCUCCAAUCUGGUAACAGAGAUGAUACGCUUUGGGUUCAUGAUGUCUGUGGCAGUUGGGUUUCCUAUGAUGAUUCUGCCAUGCCGACAAGCCUUGAAUACUCUUCUCUUUGAGCAGCAGCAAAAAGAUGGGACAUUUGCUGCAGGUGGUUACAUGCCACCUCUCCGAUUUAAAGCCUUGACCCUGGCGGUGGUGUUUGGAACCAUGGUUGGAGGUAUCAUGAUCCCAAAUGUGGAGACCAUCCUGGGUCUAACAGGUGCAACGAUGGGAAGCCUCAUCUGUUUUAUCUGUCCAGCUCUUAUUUACAAGAAAAUCCACAAGAAUGCCCUUUGCUCACAGCUCAUAUUAUGGAUCGGUUUGGGAGUCUUGCUCAUUAGCACCUACACCACCUUAUCAGCAACUCAAGAUGUACCAGCAAAAGUAGAAGUGCUGGAACCCGGAAAGCUGCCAGGAGAAAUAGAGAAAGCGUUGGACCAGGACUCUGUCCAAAUGGCAGACCAGAACCCAGCAAUAGAAGAAGUGGCUCAUAACCACGACAAGCCCAUAUUGCAGAAUGGGAAAGAAGAGGUGGAACAGCCACAGAUCAAGGUUCCCAUGGAUGUUCCCAAAAGAGAGGAGAAAGAGAAACCAAAAGAGGAGGUGCAGCUGGAUCGGCCUGACCAAGGGUUUGCACAACCCAUUGGAGAAGCCCAUCGCCACGAGCCACCAGUACCACGUGAUGAGGUAGUGGUGGAUGAAGGUCAGGACCGUGACGAGCCUGAAGACGAGCAGCCGCCCGCCAACAAGGAGGUUCUGGUGGAGGAGAGUCCUGUGUUGGGAGAUGAACAGGCAAAGCCUCAACCUGUUCCCAAACAACCCAAGGGUGAAGGCAACCAGGAAAAGCUGGAAGGCCAUCCUGUAAAAGAUGCAAAACCACUGCCAGAGUCAGAUGCUCAGGAAGAUCAACGGCCUCCAUACAAAGACCUUCAGCUGGACCAGCAGGACAAGAAGAGAGAUAAGGACGUGGGUGGGAAGGACAGUAUCAUUCUGCAGGAAAGGCUAAAGCCUGCUGAGAAGGAGAAUGACACAGGGGAGAAGAAGGAGCUGCCUCCUCCAGAAAGGCCAGAACCACCCCAAGCUGAAGAGAGAGAGAUCCGCAAUGCUGAGGAGAAUGCAGAGAGCAAACGGGAAGAAGAUGGGAAGAAGAAGCUCCUGGACCAUGCAGUCUUAUUGCAAGUCAUUAAAGAACAGCAGGUUCAGCAGAAGCAGCUCUUAGACCAGCAGGCAAAGCUGCUGGCAGUGAUUGAGGAACAGCACAAGGAGAUCCACCAGCAGAGGCAAGAGGAUGGAGGUGAAGAAAAGAUGCAGCAAGAAGUACACCAGGAGCCUGAUCUGCCUUUUGCCAAGAGUAAGGAACGAGAGGAAGCUGUUGAAAGUAAACUUGAAGAUGCUGCAAAGAAUGUAGCUAAGGAUAGACCAGAUAAUCCACUACAUGUGCUUGACAAUCAACCCCUAGACUCUGAUUGGCAGAAAAAGCAAGCCAUGGUUCAAGGAGAGCAGCAAAAUAUGAACAGCAUAUUAACAAGAGCUCCCCCUAAAAAUCCUGCAGCUCAUGUAAAUGAGGGUGAGAAAAUAGCACAGCACCAAUCUGUGAAAAACCAGGCAGAUAAGUUAGUGGAGCCAAUUAGAAGCAAUUCACAGAUAGUUCGGGCUGAAAGACAACAGCAAGAAAAGCUGGCAAAGAAUGAGAAACUAAAAGAAGGCCAGGAUACUGAGGUGGCACAAAAUGCCCAGGAAAAAAUUAAGAAUGUUCUGGAAAGAGCAAAGGUUGUGGAAGGAGGCGAAGGCCGAAGAGAGGAAUCUGAUGCAGCUAACAGCCAUGUAGAUGCUGAGAGGAGUCCUCCGAGGGUCCUUGAGAGAGUCCCAUUUGCCCAAGAGGCUAAGAAAGAAGAGACCCACCAUAAAGAGCAGCAAGAAGAUCCUUCACAUAAAGCAAAGGCUGAUGGGAAGAUACAAGAGAAUUUUGCAGUCCAAGAAGCUAUGAAGCCUGACAAAGUUGAGAAGAAGCAAUCCUUGCCUUUGGACCCGGUUGAUGGCGUGCAGGGCCAAGGGGACAGCAGUAGAGAGAAGAUGGCAGCUGAAGCUCCCAACGCACAGGUGAUUCAUGCUAAUAAGCCACGGCUGGAUUCACAGGGAGAGCCAAAGGAGCCAGAGAAAAUACGGGGGUCUGAGAGUGACCCUGUUGUGAAGCUGGAGCAGAUGCCUGCCCAGAGAGACCAAGAAAAUGCUAAACCCAAUAGAGACCUCAAGCUGCAAGCUGAUCUGGAUUUGCGCCGCAAGAGGCGAGACCUGGAGGAGGAGGAAGAAGGAGGGCCAGGAGGUGUGAUAAUUGGCCUUAAUCCCCUCCCAGAUGUGAAAGUGAAUGACCUACGGAGUGCACUGGAGACUCGGUUAAAUCAGGCAGCAGAAGGUGUUCAGCAAGCUCUUCAUAGUCGGCAGAUUAAACAGAUCACAGAGGAAGAGGUGUGACAGAGCGCAGACCAUAGGACCAUUGGGAACCAGUGUAAGAGGCUGCCAGCAAUUUGGGGAAGAGCCUUAUUGACCUAAUUGCAAUUAUGUAACUUUGGGUAGUCCAGAUCCAGUGGGUGCUGAUGCCUGGGGAUAUAUGUUGAGCUGCAUAUGCUCUAGGAGGAGGUUGAAGCCCCAGUGCUGCCAGCCAGUUUCAUACUUCAGUGCUGUAACACACGGUUUCUUCUCCUUGUACUGGUGCCUAACCUGCGACAACCAGUUCACCCAGCCUCCAGGUUCUGGAUAGUGUGUUACGCCUGCCACAUUUCCAAAGAAGCAUUUGCAUUUUAUUCUUACUCAGUUGCCUUGAAAUUACUUGCUUUAGUUUCUGUGUUUGAAGUUGGAAUCUGUUCUCAUGCUUUGUUAUCUGAUCUGGUUGGAAGCUGCCUCUCUGUGUUUGUGUGUGUUCUUAACCCUUAUAUUAAUGCUGGAUUCUUGUUUUGCUCUGUCUAUCCUCUGGGGAUUGGGUACAUCUGACUUCAGAAAUGGUAGCAAGAGGGUGAAAGAAUUUCCACUAAGUGUUCAAUAUGGGAAGACAUUCCAUGCUAGGGAUAAAUUCUUGAGAAUGCAGGGAUAGUUAGUAUUGAAUGCAUUCUUAAACAGAGCCAAGCUGCUGUUUUGAUCUUCAGUCACAGGCGCACAUUAGCAAUAAUAAAGACUCAUCCUGCCUUUGUUCCUCUUGGCUAUAAAAGCCUAGGUUUAUGCUUCUAAACCAUUCCUAUCUCAAGUGCAUCCUAGAACUAUACUGUACUUGAAAACUCUACCCAUCACUUGCUGCAAGAGGAAGCAACGCUAGAAGGUCAAAUGAAGGAAUUUCAAGGAGGCAUUACCCAUGUAGGACAGCUUGCAUCUACCUCUUUUCUCCUCUUGGCAAGUGUGUGCAUCAUUUAACCGUUUUUUCAGAUGUGUGCAAAAGCAUGUAGUUCAGAUUUAUGAGUUGCAGUUUGCAUGCUUCCUUGGUCAGAGUUGCUUUGUUUCAGGCCAUCUGAUGGGGUUUGAAUCUUUUCCCAUUAACAACUGGUAUGGCAAAGCAAAGACCCCUUUGACUCUUGACUGCAACUGUCAUUCAGAGGUAUUUCUGUUAAAGAUUCUCCAGGCUGCAAAAAUAAUGGAAUUUGGUACAGUGAGAGCCUUUUGCUGGAAAGGCAGAAAUGUAUGAGCCUGUAAACUCACCCCUUCUUUCAUAUCAGUCCAUAUUGAGAACUUGUUGGAUCAGAAAACAGAAAUGGUGUAGUACUGAAUAAGCUUCUGGGGUAACCUCCUCAAUGGUGUGUGUAUCUCACAUGUUUUUGGACUGCAGCUCCCAAAAUCCACAUUGAGGAAGAUUAGAGUUCUGGUCCCAGCAUAUCUGAGGGCUGGACAAGUGGGAAAGGUGCCUGGAAGCGCUAGCCCAUCCUGUUAAAUGGAACAGAGUGGAAUGCUGUUUCUGCCAUAUCUUGCCUACAAAAUGUGUUUGAAAGUAUCUCUACUCCAAGAAGACAGACAAAUGUGGCUGGUUCCACUUGCCUGCUUUGAUGGGCAUGUUUGCCUUGGCACACAGAAGACUGUCGCUAUAGCCUUAAUCUUUAAGAGCCUUGUGAACCUGCUUUGCACAUCACCCUAUGCCCGAGGCUAAUGUGGCAAGAAAAGGCCACUGGGAGCCUUGGUCUUGGACAUGCUCCUCACUUCAGAACAAUAGACAGGAGCUCAGGAGCUUCUCUUCUGUUUUGGCAUAACUGCAACUUGUCAUGUCGUCCAAAUCAGCAAAUUGUUGGUUAGUGUUAUCUAUGGUUGGUUUGAAACAAACCUUAACAUUAAGCAAUAGUUUGUUGGUUCAGAUAACAAGUGGCUAAGCAAGAACUGAUACCAAAGCUGCUGUGCUUUCUGUGUGUCACUCAAGAGGAGACUCUGUGAGUCCAAAACUCAUUGCAACUCAUCAAGUAAAACAAUGGUGUCAUACAUCUGUUCUCGAUUUGGGUUGGACUGCAACUCCCAGCUUGAUUUUGGACACAGAUGAUGGGGAAGGGGUCCCGCCACAUCUAGUUUGGGGAAAGAUGGGGGCAGCAUGUUAUUGAGUGGUGCUGUUCAAAACACAGUGAACCUACAACUAAAGUUACGAUCACUUUAGUCCCAAAAUAAACACAACUUUGUCAUGCA
This is a messenger RNA of Pogona vitticeps (central bearded dragon), 5996 nucleotides long. It is a transcript of the gene SLC38A10, whose product is annotated as solute carrier family 38 member 10. Gene Ontology annotation, molecular function: L-amino acid transmembrane transporter activity. The record is from RefSeq and is a predicted model, not a curated record. Gene Ontology annotation, biological process: amino acid transmembrane transport. NCBI's taxonomy places the organism in Eukaryota, Metazoa, Chordata, Lepidosauria, Squamata, Agamidae. Gene Ontology annotation, cellular component: membrane.